Messenger RNA from Branchiostoma belcheri (Belcher's lancelet), 1333 nucleotides. Its product is annotated as N-glycosylase/DNA lyase-like. Gene Ontology annotation, molecular function: damaged DNA binding; 8-oxo-7,8-dihydroguanine DNA N-glycosylase activity. The coding region runs from base 106 to 1293 and encodes 395 amino acids. NCBI's taxonomy places the organism in Eukaryota, Metazoa, Chordata, Leptocardii, Amphioxiformes, Branchiostomatidae. The transcript is spliced from 8 exons. Gene Ontology annotation, biological process: base-excision repair, AP site formation; base-excision repair; nucleotide-excision repair. The record is from RefSeq and is a predicted model, not a curated record. Gene Ontology annotation, cellular component: nucleus.
AACAGAUGUAUAAAUGGCAGCCUGUUUUGAAAAACAAGUUCUGUGAUUCUGAAGGUCUUGUACCAAAUAUUUGGUACUUGAGGGAAGUACACGUGCAUUUACUAAAUGGCUAUUGUCUGGAGGAGUUUUGCUUGCAGCAGAGCAGAGCUGCAGCUGGAUCUGACACUUGCCUGUGGCCAGUCUUUCAGAUGGGCAAAUUCCGGUGUCAUGACUGGUGUACUGGCAGGACGUGUCUGGAAACUGUCUCAAACAGACACACACAUCCUCUAUCACGUCAUCGGACAUGUGGAAGAACAAACCUCAGCAUCCCGCCCGGGGAGGAAGAACCAGAAGAGGAAAAGCGGUACUCCGAUUGAGACCAGCAAUGCGACAGUUAAAAAGAAAAUCAAAUCAGAAGAAAAUGCCCUAGAUACAAAAGAGCAGGUCAAGAUGAUGACUUCAAACGCAGAAGAGACUAAAAUAAAAGCAGAAAAUGUAGAAGAGGUUACCAUGAAGACAGAGGCAGGUUUAACAGAAGAGGAUAUUGAGGUCUCAAUCCUGCAAGACUAUUUCCAGCUGGAUGUGAAGCUAACAGACCUCUACGAACAAUGGUGUCAGGCUGAUCCACACUUCAAACAAGUGUCGCCCAACUUUACAGGGAUCCGCAUGUUGAGACAGGACCCAGUGGAAAACCUCUUCUCCUUCAUCUGUUCCUCCAACAACCACAUCUCCCGCAUCAGUGGCAUGGUGGAGCGCCUGUGUGAGGCGUACAGCACGCAGGUGUGCCAAAUCUACGGGGAGAAGUAUUACGCUUUCCCCACUGUGUCUGCUCUCGCUGGGAGAGGGGUGGAGGAAAGGCUGCGGAAACUCGGGUUCGGUUACAGAGCGCGGUACAUCUCUGAGACAGCCCAGUACAUUAUGAAGCAGGGCGGUGAAAGCUGGCUGUAUAACCUCAGGACUCUGCCGUAUGAACAGGCUAAAGCUGAACUCAUGAAGCUCAGUGGAGUUGGAGCAAAGGUAGCUGACUGUGUGUGUCUGAUGUCCCUGGACAAGACAGGAGCCAUCCCAGUGGACACUCAUGUCUGGCAGAUAGUCAACAGAGACUACAAGCACAAACUGGGCACCACGAAAACACUCACCGACAAAACCUACAAGGAAAUAGGUGACUUCUUCAGACAGUUAUGGGGACCUUAUGCAGGCUGGGCUCAUUCUGUCCUAUUUGCUGCUGAUCUUCGUAAGUUUCAGGAGUUGAAGACUUCCCCGGAGAAAAAAGUAGACACAAAGAAGUCAGUGAAGAAGAAAAAGUCCAGGUGACAUCAACACAAAGAUAUUACCAUACAGCAUACAUGUGACU